AGAGAAAGAAAAAUGACACCUUUGAUCUUAUUAACAAUUAUCGUCGGAGCAGUUUAUGCUGCACCGAGUGGAAUCGUAGGACCAAGUACAGCUGUGGUUGGUCCCCAUAAAGGAGCAGUAGCUGUUAGUGGUUCAGUCAGUGGACCCGUUAGCGUAAGUGGUGCAGUUUCUGGAUCUGCUGUAGUAUCUGGAUCGGUUGCUGGACCAUCUGCGGUAAUUGGUUCUGUUGCUGGUCCUACUCUUGUCUCAGAACCAUCUUUAGGUUUGAGUGCGUUAGUCGUUGACAACGGAUUGGAACAUGGCACGGUAAUCGCAGCAUCUCACGCAGCAACAGCAUCUCUUGCUGGGAUACCGCUAGCAGAAACUACCGUAAUCGCUGGUCCGGAUGGUGGAAUCAUUUCUACGAAUAGCAUUGCUCACGGUGCUGUAAUUCCUGCUGUCAAUGCUCUUCACGGAUGAUAAAGAAUAGUUCAUUUAUAUUUGAAAAGUUCUUUCGUCGUCUUAUUACAUUUUAAAA
Molecule: messenger RNA, 517 nt
Organism: Polistes canadensis
Lineage: Eukaryota; Metazoa; Arthropoda; Insecta; Hymenoptera; Vespidae
Product: mucin-19-like
Exons: 3
Coding region: 13-459 (148 amino acids)
Source: RefSeq, a predicted model, not a curated record